CGGCCAACUGCGAUCGCGACGAAAUGUCCCGCGUAGUCCUAUUAUCGCUAGGUAACCGUGAAAGAUCAGCUGUUGUUACCUUCGAUCAGUGAGUGCUGGAAAAACUCCACGUGGGACUCAGUUGCUAGGAGACAGCCCGACAUCACAAGCAAACUGGCUCUUCCGAGUGGUAGUGCUUCGCCCCCGGUCCUGUGGGCUUCGCGUCGGAAAACAGAUUCCGCGAGGAAAUGAACCUGAAGCGAGGCCACUUGUGCGAUAAUUCAAAAAAGUGGAAGGGCAGUUAAGCCUCAAGACGGCGUCGUCAAAUUUCAUCCAGAAGAAGAACCGGAAGAGGCUGAAACUGCAGCUGUUCCGGCCUGACGUUAAAGAACAGUGGGCGGUGAAUAAACAGAGGAAAAAGAACGGCACCGUUCUGGGGAAAGUCAGUGGCGUAGCGGUGACGUUGAAACAGUGGUGGCGCGAUGUGGGGCUGUGCCCCAGGGCAGCCCCCUCGACGGUAGGCGGCCCCCUCGCCGCGAGGCAUCGCUGCUGUCACAAUAAGAGGGGGGCCAAUCGAUCCAUGGGACAGGCCUUCAGCAUGUGUAAACUCAAUCAUUGCCGACAUAAGAAAAGCUUGCAUUUGCGCAGUGGCGGCGACGACUGUCGGAUGCCGGCAGAGGGGGGCGUCCCCAGCUCGGAUUUUGUACACCGAGAUCGACCCCAUCAAAGAAAUAUCAACCAUGCAGGCCAUGGGGGCCACUGCUAUGACCCUGAAUACGCCCGGAUGGAAUCAUGGCUCGACGAACAUCCCGAUUUUGUCCAAGACUAUUUUCUCAGGAAAGCUACCAGACAAGUGGUGGAUUCGUGGUUGGUAUCGCACGCGACGCCGACGUCGUCGAGCGUCGAAUUGGCGUCGCCUACACACAAUCAGUCCAGGGCCGGAUCGGGCGCCACGACGCCCGUCAGGAAGAUAUCAGCGCAUGAGUUUGAAAGAGGAGGACUUCUUAAACCGAUGAUAAGCACCAUUGAUGGACAACCGACUUUUUUAACGGGGUCGGCGGAAAAUCAAGUUAGCGGGGGGAAUAACAGCCCCACGCCGGGGAGGAGGCAGAGGAGGUCCAGGCACGAAUUGAGGCAUUUGGACGAAAAAGAACUGAUUUUUGAACUGGUCAAGGACAUCUGCAACGAGUUGGAAGUCCGUUCCUUGUGCCACAAAAUCCUCCAGAACGUCUCCACGUUGCUGCAUGCCGAUCGAGGCUCCCUUUUUCUCGUCCAAGGCGAGAAAGGGGGUGGAUGCACGCCUCUGCCACCAGGACAGACGCCUCGUGGACGAUGUCUCGUCUCAAAAUUAUUCGACGUUUGCUCGAGAAGCACACUCACUGAAAUGGAGAAAAAAGAGGAAAUUCGGAUACCCUGGGGCACGGGAAUCGUCGGAUACGUCGCCGAGAGCGGCGAACCUGUGAACAUACCCGACGCCUACCAGGACGAUCGAUUCAACCACGAUAUUGACGCCUUGACGGGGUACAGGACCAAGACGCUGCUGUGUAUGCCCAUCAAGGACACCAAUGGGGAUGUCAUUGGUGUAGCACAAGUGAUAAACAAGGUGGGCGAUCAGCCCUUCAGCAAACAGGACGAAGAAGUGUUUGCCAGUUACCUCCAGUUUUGCGGAAUCGGCCUCCGCAAUGCCCAUCUCUACGAAAAAUCCCAAUUAGAAGUAAAACGGAAUCAGGUUCUUCUAGAUUUGGCCCGUAUGAUUUUCGAAGAGCAAAGUACCAUUGAACACGUCGUUUUCAGGAUACUGACGCACACGCAAAGUCUGAUACAGUGCCAGAGGGUGCAGGUCCUCCUGGUCCACCAAGGCUCUAAAAUAAGUUUUUCCCGCGUUUUCGACUUCGAAGCAAACGAUCUCAGCGGUGAGGAAAGCGAGUCGCGGACCAGCCCUUUCGAGAGCCGAUUUCCCAUCAACGUGGGAAUCACCGGUUACGUGGCCACGACUGGAGAAACGGUUAAUAUACCACUGGCCGAGGAGGACGACCGUUUUGACCCCAGCGUCGACGAAGGCACCUCUUUCAAGCACAAAACCAUCCUUUGCAUGCCGAUCAAAAACUCCCUAGGGCAGAUCAUCGGAGUUAUCCAAUUAAUAAACAAAUUCAACGAUCUGCCUUUUACUAAAAACGACGAGAAUUUUGUUGAAGCUUUUGCGAUUUUUUGCGGCAUGGGGAUUCACAAUACACAUAUGUAUGAGAAGGCGGUGGUGGCCAUUGCGAAACAUAGUGUCACUCUGGAGGUGUUGUCCUAUCAUGCGACGGCGAGUAUGGAGGAUGCACAGAGGCUAAGGAGUUUGAGGGUGCCAUCGGCGGCCCAUUUCAGGCUACACGACUUCGCCUUCGACGAUAUCAACAUGAACGAUGAUGAGACUCUCACUGCCUGUAUUAGAAUGUUCCUCGAUUUGGAUCUAGUCGAACGCUUCCACAUAGAUUACGAAAUAUUAUGUAGGUGGUUGUUAUCAGUGAAAAAAAAUUACAGGAAUGUUACUUAUCAUAAUUGGAGGCAUGCCUUUAACGUCGCACAAAUGAUGUUUUCUAUAUUGACGGCGACCCAAUGGUGGAACAUUUUCGGCGAAAUCGAGUGUUUGGCCUUGAUGAUCGCCUGCUUGUGUCACGACCUGGACCAUCGAGGCACCAACAAUUCGUUUCAAAUCAAAGCCUCCUCUCCUCUCGCCCAAUUAUACUCAACAUCGACAAUGGAACACCACCAUUUCGAUCAAUGCAUAAUGAUUCUGAACUCUCCCGGUAAUCAAUUGUUAUCAAAUAUAUCAUCAGAAGAGUACUCGCGAGUGAUUCGAGUCCUCGAAGAGGCCAUUCUCUCCACCGAUUUGGCCGUCUACUUCAGGAAAAGAGGCGCUUUUUUCAGCGCGAUCCGAGACAGCAGGCCGUGCUGGAGUUUGGACGAACAUCGCGAAUUGUUAAGAGCAAUGCUGAUGACAGUUUGCGACUUGGCGGCCAUCACGAAACCCUGGGAGGUUGAAAAAAGGGUGGCCGAGUUGGUGUCGUCGGAAUUUUUCGAACAGGGUGAUAUCGAACGAGAGGAACUCAAUAUUACUCCCAUUGACAUAAUGAACAGGGAAAAAGAGGACCAAUUACCCCUAAUGCAAGUAGGAUUCAUUGAUUCGAUUUGUUUGCCGAUUUACGAGGCGUUUUCGCGACUUUCCCCUCAAUUGGAGCCGUUGGUGGACGGCGUGAGGAAGAAUCGAGUCAAGUGGCUUGAGAUCGCAGCAGCACAAAGUCUCAUCCCUUCUGAGGAAGAGCGCGAUUCGAACGAUAACCUCUCCAAGCCGAACACGCCCGAAUCGAAUCCGAACGCCCCCCAAAUAAGCGAUUAGUAAAUUGUAGUUAUUGUAAAUAAUUCCCGAAGACUAUUUAUUGUAGUUUGUAUAAUUUGAAAGACUUAAUAAUGACGACCACGGUGUUUUAA
Tribolium madens (black flour beetle) is the source of this 3453-nucleotide messenger RNA. Its product is annotated as dual 3',5'-cyclic-AMP and -GMP phosphodiesterase 11. Bases 560 to 3361 code for a protein of 933 amino acids. The record is from RefSeq and is a predicted model, not a curated record. Lineage: Eukaryota; Metazoa; Arthropoda; Insecta; Coleoptera; Tenebrionidae. The transcript has 13 exons. Gene Ontology annotation, biological process: signal transduction. Gene Ontology annotation, molecular function: protein binding; 3',5'-cyclic-AMP phosphodiesterase activity; 3',5'-cyclic-GMP phosphodiesterase activity.